Alternaria incomplexa is the source of this 909-nucleotide messenger RNA. RefSeq lists its product as uncharacterized. NCBI's taxonomy places the organism in Eukaryota, Fungi, Ascomycota, Dothideomycetes, Pleosporales, Pleosporaceae. The record is from RefSeq and is a predicted model, not a curated record. The transcript is spliced from 3 exons. Gene Ontology annotation, cellular component: mitochondrion. The coding region runs from base 1 to 909 and encodes 302 amino acids.
AUGCAAUCUCAUGGUCCCUGGACAUCUUCUGCAGAAUACCUAAAGUCUGUCGCUUGCCGUGAGAUCGAAUGGAUCAAUACCCAUGCGAACGCACAGGAGCCGAAUAAAACUCCAUGGCAGUACACGAGUCCACAGCAGAAGUCUCCAGAGGCUCACACAGUCCUAUUGGAGAAAUUCUUAGCCGCAAUCACAUAUAUCACUCCCAAGGACCCAGAGCUCGUCUCUCCCAGACUUUGGCACCCAGACUUCCAUCCUGGUAACGUCUAUAUCGACGCCCAAGACCGAAUAUCAUGCAUCAUUGACUGGCAGGGAGCCUGGGUUACCCCGGUGUUCAUCGGUGCCAAUCCCCCAUUGCUUCUAGACUAUGGGAUUGACAUGUUGAUGAAGCUCCCUGAAAACUUCAAAGCACUCGACGAUGCUACAAAAUAUAAGCUCAAAUACCAAGUGUCUCAGUCUAUUUUAAUCCACACGUAUGAAGAGACUACGGUGGGGAAGAAUCCUCUGAUGUACAAGGUUAUGCAUCAUCCUCAUGGCCAGACCCUCAAGCAAUUAGAAGCUUUUGUUGGCUCUACCUGGGACAACUGUCUCUUCCCCUUUGAAGAAUGUUUGAUCCGCGUUGAGAGGGAGUGGAGUCACUUUGGUACGAACGAACCGUGUCCGUACCAUUUCUCAGCAGAGGAGUUACGGCAACACGACGAAGAGGCGGGGACUUUCAACAAGAGCCAGGAACUCUGGAAAGAGCUACAAGGUAUUUUGACUGAUGAGGGCUAUGCGUCGAAUGAGAGUUUCAGUAAGGCUGUCGAGAUACUCGGAGACUUGCGAGAAGUCGGGCUAAGUAGCCUGGAGGGCGAGGAUCGACGCAGCUUCGACAAAGAGACGCGAUGGGUCUUAGAUCUACGCAGCCGUUAA